AUAAUGGACAUCACACUUUUGUAAACAUACCACCUGAAUCGCACACAGCCUGUGCAUUGGUGCUGUGAUACCCUUUCCUGUUGACAUAUGAGGCUUCGUUAGUGGUUUAAAUUCUAUCUACAUUAUCAAAACCAGUGUAAAUGGCUCAAGCUGCGUCUAAAUCAUGUGAGGUAUGUGACGGUGGUCCUGCUCGUCAUUACUGUCAACAGUGUGAUCAAAUGUUUUGUAUUAAUUGUAAAACUUCACAUUUACGAAUAAAAACAACCAAAGGUCACACGUUUCUUAAUGAACGAAAUUACAAACCGGAGAAAAAACCCUUCUGUUCUGAACACGACGAACCUUUUAUAUUUCAUUGCAUGGAUUGUGAUACCGUUGUUUGUAGAAUAUGUGCUGUGAAAAAUCACAAUAGACAUAGUAUGUUGGGGAUGGAGGAAUCAGUCCAGAACCUCAAAGAGAAAAUUACAAAAUGUGUGGAAUUUCGUGUUGAAAGUCUUGAAAAAAAGAUAACGUACGUUGAAGAUGGAACCAGGAAAUACAAGUCACAAAUUGAAACUGCUUCCCAGUCAAUAAAUGAGGAAGCAAAACAUUUGAAAGAUCUUAUUGAUAGACGAGCAGAAGUAUUGAUCGAAUCAUUUAAGGGAGAAGAAGAAAAUAAUCUUGUGACCUUGUCUACAGCUAACACCGAAUUCACGGAUUCCCUAGAAAGGGUCAACAUAGUGCAUCGAGCAAUUGCAGAUACAGCUAAUAUGUUAGACGUGGCAUUGAUUCCAAAACUUAAACAAUUUCAAGAGGAAAUCAAUAACAUGGAGAUGAAGGAGGUUCCAGAUUUACCGGCAAUAGACUACUCCAAGAAGAAUAUAUCAGAGACCGAUAUCAGGAACCUGUUCGGGGAGUUGACAAUAAGCACUUCCGGACAACAGACAAAGAAAAAUCCAUUUCGUGGCGGCUUUGUUUCCAACAUUGACUACGGAUAUGAUAAUAGGAAAAAAGAGAUAAAGAAAAAAGGAUCUCGAGGUGGUUUUGGUAGCAGAUGUCGUAGUAGGUGUGGUAGAGGCAAUAGAGGUGGUUUUGGAAGUGGCGGCUUUGGUUGGGAUUUUGGAUGUGGCAGCGAUGACGAUAGUCAAAAAGAGAUUACGAAAAAAACAUCUGGUGGUGGUUUUGGUAGCGGAUAUCGUGGUCGGUUUGAAGGAGGCUAUAGAGGUAGUUUUGGAGGAGGCGGAUUUGAUAGGGAUUUUGGAAGUGGGAGCGAUGACGAUUGUCAAAAAGAUAUUAAGAAAAAAACAUCUGGUGGUGGUUUUGGUAGCGGAUAUCGUGGUAGGUUCGAAGGAGGCUUAAGGGGUCGUUUUGGAAGAGGCGGUUUUGGUGGCAACGAUGAUGAUAGUUAGUACGUAUCAAGAAAUGCAAACAUUUAAGUAGCAGUCUGGCUAAGAAUCAUGCAAAAGGAUGAAAUAGUGAUACACACUGUAUCACAGAAAUUGACAAUACUUUUUGUAUUGAAAGGUCUUGUGAAGUUAGUACUCAAUUUAUAAUAUUAGACUAUUGAAUACAGUAUAUUCUUCUUAAUGCAA
Molecule: messenger RNA, 1568 nt
Organism: Mytilus californianus (California mussel)
Lineage: Eukaryota; Metazoa; Mollusca; Bivalvia; Mytilida; Mytilidae
Product: keratin, type I cytoskeletal 9-like
Exons: 6
Coding region: 141-1385 (414 amino acids)
Molecular function (GO): zinc ion binding
Source: RefSeq, a predicted model, not a curated record